AUGCAUUACCCAGUGCCGUGUGAAGUUGCCAAAAUGUGGUUGCAAAGGCCCGAAUUAUUGGCGACUACUUCAUGGAUUAAAUUGAACACCAAGGCGUGUCCACUCUGCAAAAUCCUGAUUGAAAAGAAUGAAGGAUGUAAUCAUAUGACAUGUCGCAGUUGCCAGCACCAAUUCUGUUGGGUUUGUAUGGGACCAUGGAAAGUUCAUGGAACAUCUUAUUAUGAAUGCAAUAAUUCAUCCAAUUUCCAUGUUAAGCCAGGAAAAUACAAUAAUAAGGAGGCAAAAGAAAGGCCAACCCAAUAUGUUCAUAGCUUCGAGGUUCGACAGGCAUCUAUCAAUGCGCUUUGUAUCAUCCAUGAAAGAAUAUUUGAUGAAAUUGAAUUGCUACAAACGACCAAGAAAAUCAAGUGGGGGGAAGGGCAGGCUUUGAAGAAAUCCAUUUCCCAAUUCAUAAAUGUUGAGUCGACUUUACGAUGGUCAUAUAAAUAA
Saccharomycopsis crataegensis is the source of this 489-nucleotide messenger RNA. RefSeq lists its product as uncharacterized. The record is from RefSeq and is a predicted model, not a curated record. Gene Ontology annotation, molecular function: ubiquitin protein ligase activity; ubiquitin conjugating enzyme binding; zinc ion binding. The transcript has 2 exons. Lineage: Eukaryota; Fungi; Ascomycota; Saccharomycetes; Ascoideales; Saccharomycopsidaceae. Gene Ontology annotation, biological process: positive regulation of proteasomal ubiquitin-dependent protein catabolic process; ubiquitin-dependent protein catabolic process; protein polyubiquitination. Gene Ontology annotation, cellular component: cytoplasm; ubiquitin ligase complex. Bases 1 to 489 code for a protein of 162 amino acids.